Messenger RNA from Desarmillaria tabescens, 894 nucleotides. RefSeq lists its product as uncharacterized. The record is from RefSeq and is a predicted model, not a curated record. NCBI's taxonomy places the organism in Eukaryota, Fungi, Basidiomycota, Agaricomycetes, Agaricales, Physalacriaceae. The transcript is spliced from 7 exons. Bases 121 to 621 code for a protein of 166 amino acids.
ACUCCCCAAUGCCCACGUUAUCUAGUACUCCAGUGGAAGAGGCGAGUACAGCAUCCUCAGAUUCAUACAAGAUAAUAACACCUCUGGUAUGAGUCCAAUCGUGGACAGUACCGGAAGGCGAUGAUCGCUUAUUUUCGUGCAGUUGCUCGGCACCUUCCAGUGAAUCUUACAUUAUACGGCAUUCUUUGUGAUCAAGUCUAUAUAUACUACAUGUCCUUUCCGAAGGACCGUCCAUUGUCGAAGAUCAUUGUAUAUGUUCUCUGGCUCACCGAGACUGUUCAGACUGUUAUCCAUAUCUCCGACAUUUCCGACAUCUUCUGUUAUCAUUUUGGGAACCUUUCUGAACUUGAUGGUGUCCGCCUCUCAUGGUUCACCGUUCCCAUUCUCUCUGGAUUCGUUGGCUGUGUCUGUCAAUUAUUUUAUGCAUGGCGGAUGUAUCGAUUCAGUAAAAAGACUCGGUGGAUAAGUAUUACCCUUUCGAUGAUCGCAUUUAUUCAAUGUGCGGGUGCGAUUGCUUGCGGCAUCCAAGCAGGAAGGUAUGACCACUACCCAGAACUCCAGACAGAUUUGACGGUCGAGGUGGUUACAAUAAUCUACUCAGGUACUUAUUUCCUAGGCUAAUACGUCUGACCAUCGAAACCGGAACAGCAAUAGCAGCGCUUGCUGUCAUCGACAUCGCACUCUUCCUCGCCUACCCCAAUAACAACUACGACGUUGUCCCAGCGAAUUGCUUUGUAAUAAUGUACUCGAAUAUCGUCCUUGCUAUUUGCAAUAGCCGUAUGACAAGGCAGAUUCGUGGAGGGAGGGAAGAUACGCAACUCUUCCCUCAUAUGAGUCUUUCGAUUUGUUGAAUGGUGGAUUGAAUAUCGAGUUUCAAAAUACACAGACCACCAA